Molecule: messenger RNA, 921 nt
Organism: Striga hermonthica
Lineage: Eukaryota; Viridiplantae; Streptophyta; Magnoliopsida; Lamiales; Orobanchaceae
Source: the annotation of a GenBank genome assembly
AUGGAAGGCCAUUUUAAUGAGCCUCCUCCACCGGGAACUCAAUACCACCCAAGUUCAUUGCCGGUUUCAUCUUCUUAUAAUGCAUCCUUCUCGGGGCCCAUGUUUUCUUCCUCAGAAACUUAUAAUGCUCAGUAUAUCAGAACCGAUCAGCCUCCUAAUGGGUCCAAUGGUUACCAUGUGCAGUCUGAGAGGGUUAAUGAUAUUGAGGCUCUUGCUCAGAAUGCUGUGCUGCAUGAACAAGAAAUCGAGACACAAAUGGUCAUAAAGAACCAGAGAGAUUCGAACACUGCCACUGGAGCUUCUGAGGACAGUAAAGAUAUUUUGUAUGGACGCCAUGAUCCGAAUGCUCUUAAGGAGCAUUUACUGAAGAUGACUACACAACAUCGUACAGAAAUGGCCUUAAAACAUGGCAAGCCCACCCAUAUGGAGGAAGCCAAUCUGGAUAUUGGAAAUGGAUAUGGCGUGCCUGGCGGCGGUGCUUAUAACAUGUCUUCUAUGAACAAUAGUAAAACACCUGGAAGCAAAGGCGCCGAUGGCCAGAGGAGAAGCCAAACGAAUGCAGAUAACAGUGGCGAAUCUGGAAAGGAGUCAAUGACUAACGACUUGCCUGAAUAUCUCAAGCAAAAGUUGAGAGCAAGAGGUAUUCUGAAAGAUAAUCAAAAUGCAGAAAAUCGUUCAACGUCAGAAAAUAGAUUGGAAGCUCAGCCAACUCAGGUGGCAGCAGAAGGGAAUCUACCCCCAGGAUGGAUUGAAGCAACUGAUCCUGGAAGUGGUGCUCUAUUUUAUUAUAACUCGAGUUCAGGGACAAGUCAGUGGGAAAGACCUACAGAGGCCGCUCCAGUUUCUGCUGCUGCAACACCAUCCCUUUCAGAAGAUUGGAUAGAGUCAUUUGAUGAAGCAUCAGGUAUACCGUAUAUAUAG